CCCAAUACUUUAAAUGUCAUAUCAUAUCAUCAUAUAGCAUUCAACUGAUAAUAUGCUGCCGCUCAGAUAUGAUACUAAUAUACAUAUAUAUGUGUGUCUAUAUUUAUAUAUUUUUAUUGAUAUAUAUUUAUAUAUAUACAUAAUUAAUCACGCUCCACCAUUUGAAAUGUUGAUAAGGCGCAAGUUCUAUUUAUCGUGACUGGCUCUAGACACUUUACCAUUAUAGAACAGUUACUUGUUCCGUGUCGAACAUAAAUCGUCGUCGAUUUAGUUUAAGCUCUCAGUCAUGGCCGUCGAUGUCGCCCUAUAUCUUGUUUAUUUUAUUUCACUUGUCAUUUUGCUGAUUCUCUUGCGCGUAAGUUGUGGAGUUCCCUUCAGUCCCCUUCAUACCUUCAGUGUGUUCACCUUUCGCCUCUUGCAGUUGUGCCUUAUGUGUGCUAGGCGUAAGCCAGUUGUCACACCGCCACCGCCCGUGAAUGGGCGUGGCCCGCCACGUGUGCUCAGACAAAUACGCAUCGAUCCAUCCGGCACGGCGACCGAUAUUACCGCAGGUUUUCGACGUGGUGAAUUCCAAUCCCGAGCCAGAAGAGCUAUAUCAGGAAACAGUUUAAUCUAGUAGUAUAGAGUUGGACUUCUCUGCAGUCUUCUCAGUUUCUUUAAUGUUAAUAUAAAUAGGUGGAACAGUUACUCAAUAGAUUCAUUAAGCAAAUUGAAAGUACAACAGAAUGUUCUCUUCAAAGUAAUCCCAAAUAUACUUUUCAAGCUAUGCUUAAAUAUAUCUCUCAUUGAAAUGUGAAAUUUAUUCUUAUAUUCAAAUGUAUUAAGCAUUCUUGACUGUACGAUACUAUGUUUAGAAAAGUUAACAGUUAAAUGUAUUUUUUCAAAUACUCUUGAUAGAACCGCUUAAGGUAUUUUUUUAAUGUAGCUUUAAAUGACUCUUGACUAUACCCAAAUUUUCUUUUUAAGGAUUAUUCAGUAUACUCUUCAAAAUAUACCCUUUAAGGUAUUCUUGAAUAUGCGCUCCACUCUACAUAAUGUACACUAAAAUAUAUUUAUAUAGCUAGACUUAUAUGUAAAAUUUACUUUUCAAUGUACAUUUUGAGCUACGUUUAAUGUACCCUUUCGCUCAGGUCGAACAUAGUAUACUAUAUUAGCAAUAUCUGGCCAUUAUAAAUUUAUAAAAAAAAAGAUUAAGACUCCCGUCUCAAUUUCCGGUUGUGAUAGGCAAUAAUCGCUCAUUCUGCUUCGCGUUCGUUCAGUGUGAAGCUUCAUCGAUAAAUUAAGUUAAAACAUAUAGUAUUUCCUAGGUGAGCAGCUGUCGCUCUGUUCUGCACCUUUGACAUUGAAAUCUUACGAAUUCCCCACGACAUUUAAAUUUUGUGGAGCAUGUGAAAAAUGUUGGUAGUGAAAUAAUGGAAUAUAAUUGCUUUACGCUGCCCGCUUAAGUGGCUUGUCCGUAAUAGAUUUAUUACAGUGUUUUUGGUUUUUUUUUUUGUUUUAGUUGCUGCUUUGUUUAUGCUUGUGUAAUAAUUAAUUAGCUUGUGUCUCACACAAUAUAAAUUCACACACACACAUAAACACACACUGAAUUAAUUUACAAUUGUUUGAAUGCUUCCGCGCUUGGCGGGAUUUCAACUUUGUCAAAAUUUAUGAACGUCCAUAUUUGUGAUGUAUUCUUAGACAUUUAACCGUCUGCAACUGCGAGUGCACGAAGCUCCAUGCAAUGAUGCAAAUCUUAUCUAAUCAGAGUGAACCAGACUCUUAUCAGACACUGCGGAACCCUCAACUGGAAGCACAACCUAUAUAUUUGCCACCUGCCUUGGAAUAGUGGCACUCUCUCUCUCUCUCUCGCUCUCUCACUCUCACUCUCAUUCUUGUUCUCUCUUUGUGGGUGUAUAGGAGCUGAUAAGAUGCUCCAAAGAAUCGCAGAGCAUGAAAAUACAAACAGUUUGCCAACGGCGUCUGCGUGAACCGAUGUGAUUGAGUCCAUAAAAGUUGUUCCAUUUUGGCAAUUUUAAAAUUUAACGCUAAAAUGU
This is a messenger RNA of Drosophila mojavensis, 2036 nucleotides long. RefSeq lists its product as uncharacterized. The record is from RefSeq and is a predicted model, not a curated record. The transcript is spliced from 2 exons. The coding region runs from base 287 to 616 and encodes 109 amino acids. Lineage: Eukaryota; Metazoa; Arthropoda; Insecta; Diptera; Drosophilidae.